Fonsecaea monophora is the source of this 1875-nucleotide messenger RNA. RefSeq lists its product as hypothetical. Bases 1 to 1875 code for a protein of 624 amino acids. NCBI's taxonomy places the organism in Eukaryota, Fungi, Ascomycota, Eurotiomycetes, Chaetothyriales, Herpotrichiellaceae. The transcript is spliced from 2 exons. The record is from RefSeq and is a predicted model, not a curated record.
AUGAGAGCCGAUCAAGGCCCUUUGCUGAACACAGGCCCCGACGACUCUAUUGUGCCGUCUCAAGAUCCCAGGAACUCUAGAAGCGCUCGACGGGUGUCAUCUCUAAGCGUCAUUGGAGAAGUUCUGCUUGAUUUGCUCAUCGCCGUCUCGUGCGCCUACUUCAUUGUCUUUGCUGUUCUGGUUUAUGCUAGGCGUAACCAGCCUGUCGAGCAACCCGGAAAUCGAGACUUGAUUGAAGCAGCCAAAUAUACUCCUACCAUUUUCCCCAUCGUAUUCUCUGCGGUUGUUGCCAAAUUUCUGAAAGCCAUUGCAGCUGUCAAACUCGAGCAUGGCACCUCUGUACUCGCGAUCGAAUAUCUCUUGCAAAGCCGCACUGUCUUUAGCACUUUCAUGGCUCCAAUUACAUUGAAGACCAUCAACAUUCUUACGCCCGUUCUAUUCCUCCUUUGGGCACUCUCCCCUCUUGGUGGUCAAGCUGGACUGCGUGUCAUAUCGACUCAGGAAUCCUUUUCGAAUGCGACUCAGAACUUCACCUACCUCGCAUUUGUAUCCCCAUUCAGCAACAACGGCGUCGGUUCAGCCUCAGCAGAACCUCUUGUCCCGAUCAAUGCCAUCUUUACCGCUGCCAUCAUUGGCUCGGCGAAGACAAAAAAUCUACCCCAAGACCAAUUCGGCAACGUCAAAGUACCCGUCUACGAAAGCUUGUUACCGGAAGAUGGCACAGACUGGAGAUCUGUACCAGAAUCAGAUGAUGUCGAAUGGAGUUCUCUCACUGGACUGCCCAUCCACAACCUCCCAUCAACUGGAGUUUCACGCUUCACCAUGAACACUGGUUACAUGCUCACGAGCUGUAAUACAUCAGGCCACGAUUGGACUGAAGAUUACAGACAGAGCCUGGAGGAGUAUAUAGGCUGGAGCGGUGCCAACUACGCCCUCAGUCCAAACAGGGUCGACCAAUUUGCAAUAACAAACUUUACCUUUCGAUCUCUUGAUCUGUUACCAGCCAGCAGCCCUGCGCCAGAGGGGAAGAUUCUCACCGUGGCAAACUGCACAGUCGGUAUGAGUUAUGUCGAGGUACAGAUCAAAUGUGACGGUCAAACCUGUCAAAGCGUUGCGGUCCGACCCUCACCUAACCCUGCCUCGCACCCGCUUAACUACAGCCACAGCGCCCUCGGUGUGACUGACUGGACACCGAUCAACGGACUCGGUCAGGAGGAUAUCAUGUAUACGCAAUUUUUUCCCGAUUUCACCAACGCCACGAACCCAACGGUGGGGUGCGACACUGUCUUCUGUCCUCCGAGUGCCAUAGAAGCAUACUUGGCAGACCCGGCAAAUACCGUGCUGCAGACUACCACCACCAAGCUCUGGGAGUUGGGGGAUGACAUUAUCUCCAAGCGGUUCACACAGCUCAUCAACACGUACUGGAUAGACAGCAUCGCUCCCGCCGCUGUGUCAGGAAACUUUACAGUGGCGCCGCAGAGCAACUUGCUAUUGUACAACACGGACAGCACGUUCGGGACAGUCACGACCAGCCAGGUCGUCGUCAAGUGCGAAUACGCGUGGCUUGCACUCAUGCUUUUGUGUUCUAUUGUACUGUUCAUCAUCGGCGUGGCCACGGUGGUGCUGAGUGCGCGUCGUCGCGGGCCUGACAUCUUGGACAGAUUCAGCUCGCUUCUGAGGGACAAUCCAUACGCGAAUACUGUUCCUCACAUAUCGUCCAUGGAGGAUGCCGCGGACCAGUCGAAGCGGCUGGGAGAUCUGAUGGUUCGACUUGGGGAUAUUCGUCCCGAGGAAGAUAUUGGAUACGUGGCGAUCGGAGUCCUCGAUGGUAAGCAAGCGGUGCAGAAGCUGAGUAUGAAGAGGGAUUAUGCUUGA